AUGUGCAAUUAGAAGAUGACAUUCUCGCCAAGCGUGGAUUUGUUACAAUUAUGAAAAACUUUGCGUUGGAUAAAACGGUGCGCAAGGAACCAUGGUUCGUUUUAGAUUUUUGCCAGCUUGGAUUUAUCGGCAAAAUGUUUAAAUCGGCUGAACUUCCGUGGUUGAUCACAUUCUUUCAAAUGUUCUACAACGAUAAGCCGGUCGAUUGGCUACUGGAACAUUUGAUUUAUACAAAAGUUUGCAACUGGGAAAAGGAUCAGAAACAUUGCAAAUUGGAAAAAGCAAAGUUAUGGCUGCAUUACAAGCCAUCGCUGUUCCAGCAUAUCGGAACGACCUCAUCUUUACGUGGCAAAGUGCAAAAAUUGAAAGACAAACAAUUUGGUAAAAUUCCGUCAUUUUAUCCGCAUUCGAAUCCAUCAGCCACCGUAAAAAGUCCAAUAAAUCCGUAUAAAAGUCAUACAUUGAACCGUGCAUACUUGGGUGAGACAUUUUUCUGGGGUCUCUUGCCGCAGCCAGGCGACUUGGUUGAAUUUAUUUUUCAUCAGCCCUAUAAUUUAAGAAGAUAUCUAUUUCGAAGUGGUAAUAGUGAGCAUCCAUCGGACUGCUUCAAACAGAACACAACUGUUGAAAUUUUGCCAGCAUCAUUGCCAGAAAAUUCAUAUAUAUGGAGUGCCUAUAAUUUAACGACCGACGGAUUCCUAAUCGUUGGAUGCUUUAAUGAAUUUGGUAUCGCUGAAGGAGUAAUCGAUGCGAAAAUCGGAAAAAUUAGAGAAAUUCGAUUGCAUGUGCACACGGAUAGCGAAAAUUGGGCCAUUCUUAGCGAAAUUCACCUACAAGAUACAGCAGCGUGAUGAUUUUUCUGAAUUAUUCAUGUUGAAUUUAGCAUAAUAUUGUCAUAAACUUAAACAUCUGGCUGGACAAGUUCUUGCUUAUUAGGUAUUCGACCAAUUGCGGUGCGAAUUUUGCACAAUAUCGCCUGAGCCAAACAUCUUUAAAACUGAACGCAUUUUGUUAUUUGGCGACACGUUGAUGGAACACAUAAACAGGAUUUACAAGCUAUAUAUAAAUUACUAUGUAUUAAACGAAAAAAAAAACCAAACUGUGAUAUAAAUAUUACACACAUGAGAGAAAAGAAUUGAGAAUUUGUUCAUUUUAAUUGUAUGAAUUUAUAUCAUUUAGUUGUUAAGAAAUAAUUUUUUAUUUAAUUGAUGCGUAUCCUCAACGAGAAAUGCUAGACAAUUAAAUUAUUCAUUUUAAUUUUUCAAUUUUGUAAAUAGAAACAAAAUAUCGAAAAGAAGAAAUAGCAAAAAAGACAAACAUACGUUUACCGAUGGCUCAGCAUCUCAGCAAGUCACUGUAUAAGUGGCGUGCGUUGAUGUGCACAGCUACAUCGACUACACACAAACAGAGCGUUUUACACACAAACAGAGAGCGCAGUGUUUGGGUGUAAUCGAUGUAGCUAUGCUCGGAUAUAUCCGCAGAUACGAAAUGCUGAGAUGCUGAGCCAUCGGUAAAUGUAUGUUUGAAAAAAUACGACGAAAAUAUAAAUUUAACACUAUGACUGUUCUUGGGGCAUCCUGGGCUCCCAGCGAACUUUAAAGUUGAAUAAGAGUACUGAACAGUGUAUAAACCAACCGAAGUUAAGUCUCAUUGUAUAGAUUGAACAAUUCUCUACACGAAUGACAUAUACACAUAUGCAUAUGUGUGAGUAUGUGUAAAAUACAGCCUGUCGCAUAACAUAUUACGCUGUUGUUCUUGAAGGACUACAGGGCCCUAUGGCUAUUUUAUAUUAUAACUGGACUAUGAUAAGAGAUAUCGACUUAGUGUCUUCGGCAAAGUUGUAGCGCUCCACAACUUUGCCCAAGACAUCAUAUCGUUAUCUCUUAUCAGUUACGCGGAAUACGCGAGAAACCGCAGAAAACCGUGAAACACGCGAAUUUUUUGUCAUCAUUUUUUCGCGUAACUGAUAAGAGAUAACGACUUGGUAUCUGUGGCAAAGUUGUAAUACUCGACCUGCUCUACAUUGACUGUCGAAGAGGCAAGUCUCUUACUUCUUAUCAGCUUCACUAAAAAAGAGGUGGGAAAAUUUCGCGAUUUUCGCGAUUUUUAGCGUUUUUUCGCGGAAAUGAUAAGAGAUAAGCAUAUUUGUUGCAGCAAAAUUAUAGCAAACCUCGAGUAUUACAACUUUGCCUCAGACACUAAUUUGUUAUCUCUUAUCACAGUUCAGAUUUCAUAUGAAGUACAUAGCCUGUAGUCCCCCAAGAACAAAAAUAGGUAUAAAAUAUGAUGAACAGUCAUAGUGUUAAUUGAACAAUCCAUUUUAUGUUGAAAAAAAAAAAUGGUGUGAACUCUGGUACUUACGCUUACUUAAAUAUUCUUUUCAAAACAACUACAAUACAAUGCUCAUAUGUGAUCAAUGGCUAAUAUCGAUAUAAUAUUCAAUCAAAUGGCUUCAACAAAAAAGUUCCAUGGCCUGAGCCAAAUAUACAAAGAAGAUUAUUGUAACGAUUUAGUUCGGAAAGACAUUGAACAAACAUUUAUGAAAUAACACAGAACCAUUUUAUUCAAAACAAGCGUGCUCAGUGCUCGCUGCUCAAAGACAUUUGCCCGCAGUUUUUUUUUUUACUUCAAUGUCUAAUGAUAUUAUUUCCUCUUAUCCCAGUUCACACUCAAAACCAAGUCAACAUCAGAGGAAAACACAAAAAAUUGACUCAACAAUCACCACCGAUCAAAUCGGUUUCUAUGUUUUUUUUUUCGAUCGACAUUCAACAUAUUUUAGCCAUAAAAAAUUGAUGAUACAGUUUCUUCUGUCUAAAAUGAAAUAAUAUGAAAUUCAAACGAACUUGGUGUUUAAAACAAAUCAAACACAGAAUCACAUCAAAACCAUUUUGAAGAAAUUCCUAUGAGCAUGGUUGUGCCAAAAUGAAAGUGUUGCUUUGUGUCAAACAAAAGAAAGAAAUACGUUAAGAAAUCGCUUGAGUUUUGGAAGUCGUUGUUGAUGAAAACCAACAUACGUUUUCGGAAAACUAAACGGCAGAGAUAAUAGCAUGCACGGAUUAUAUGCAGUAUAUCGACGCCGCAUAUUAUUAAACAAGUAGACAAAAAAAUACACUCAUACAAGUCGUGCAUAGACGGCAGCACGCACAGCAAAGUACGUCUAGAUCAAAUUCUGUCCUAUUGUAAAAUUUGGUCUCAUUCAAAUAGGCAGUAGAUACAUACUAUUAGCUCAAACUGAAAUUCAAUCAUGGCAAAUUACAACAAUUGGUAAUGUAACUAUAGUAGAACCAAUUUGAUUAGCCGAUUUGGACAAGGACUUAAACAUAUAGCAAAAUAACUGUUAUAAAAUAAAAGAAAAAUCAAAUAAAUGUGAAUAAUUAUAAUGAUAUUGACCAACAUCACCAAGCUCCCAAAAUGUGUGUAUAGGAUAUGAUAUGCUUUCAUUGGAUAUUGAAAAAAUUAUCAAUUGUUUUUGAAAAUUAUUUGCAUAUCGAGUUUGCUGAGAAAUGUUAAGCCACAAAAAAACGCAUCAUCAAAUAUAAACGAUUGUAGCACUCACCAUA
This is a messenger RNA of Sitodiplosis mosellana (orange wheat blossom midge), 3560 nucleotides long. RefSeq names its product alpha-1,3-mannosyl-glycoprotein 4-beta-N-acetylglucosaminyltransferase B-like. NCBI's taxonomy places the organism in Eukaryota, Metazoa, Arthropoda, Insecta, Diptera, Cecidomyiidae. Bases 51 to 851 code for a protein of 266 amino acids. The transcript is spliced from 6 exons. Gene Ontology annotation, molecular function: acetylglucosaminyltransferase activity. The record is from RefSeq and is a predicted model, not a curated record. Gene Ontology annotation, cellular component: endoplasmic reticulum; endoplasmic reticulum-Golgi intermediate compartment; Golgi stack. Gene Ontology annotation, biological process: protein N-linked glycosylation.